GACUUGGCCGUUUGCUUUCCGCACUUUCCGAUACAACCCAGCGUAGUUCAUUUGGAAACUCAACGUGACAGCGUUGACGUAGUUGUGGUUAAAUUAAAAGUCGGCUUUUCGUAAACUUUUAGUUAAAACUUACGUUUAUUUAUUAAUAUUGCUUAAAUUUCGUAUAAAUUGUUCAUUGCUACAAUGUCUGGUCAAUGGGAAGUUGUCGGCAAGAAGAAGGAGAAAAAUGGGAAAAACAACAAGCAAGCUGCUAUCAAAGAGCAGCAACAGCAAAAACUCAUUAAUGGUGUUACAGUUGAAGAAGUUUUGCCAAUGUCUCAAUUGAAGAACUUGUAUGGUGUGAAAAACAAAGAGAACCAUAAGCCAACUCAGGAGAAAAAUGCAAAGAAAGAGGCAAAUGGUAAAGAAAAACCAGUUCAAAAACAAGCCACCAAGAAGCCUCAGGUGGACAAUAAAGUUAAUCAAUUCAAAUCCAUUGAUAAUGCCUUUCAUUCUAUUAAAGUAGAAGAACUGAGUGCAGUUUAUGACAAAAACAAAGUUGUUUAUCCAUCUACACCAAUUGUGUGGCUAAGAGAACUAGCACAAUUUCUUAAUACAAAUAUUGUAGUGGAUACUCCAGAUGUAACAUUUUCUAGCAAACCAGAUUAUUAUCCAUUAUGUGCAAUGCCAACAGCCCAGUGUGCAAUCCUAGAAAAGGGAUUGAAACAAGCUGGUGCUGAAAACUGUGCUCUCUUUUAUGAUAUUUGCCUCACAAGUAUGGCCAAUGACAUGAAUAAAAAUCUUGCAGCAAUUGGUCAUAAGGUUUUUAUACAAUUAUUAUCUCAGCAGUAUCCAAAGUUAGCUGGUGGCAAUGUUGCAAAAUAUGUGACAUUAAGGAACUCAUAUCAGAAUAGGCCGAAUAUUGGCAUGUCUAUUCUAUGGGCUCUAGGACAAGGUGGCCUUAAAGAUUUGAAUGUUGGUUUAAAAGUUUUCAAAGAAAUCAUGUAUCCAUUAUUAGAUAUGAAAAAUUAUACGCGUGAUGUACUAAAGUAUUUAAUAACACUAUUGAAGAAACACUCUACGUCUUCCACAUCGGCGUUGACUAUUGACCAAUAUUUGUUUCUGGUCGAUUUGAUAUACGCAAAUAAAAAGAACAUGACAUCGGAUCUGAGCAAAGAGUUAACUGACUUGAUGCCGAUUUGCAAUGAAUUGCUGAUGGCCGGCAACGGGCCGUUUGUUAGUUACGUGGAACCGCUUCUGCGUAAACUAGGCCAGACGGCCAAUAAAGCCUGCAAAAAUUAUUUAAGUUCUGUGCUAGCGAAAUGCAUGCAAAAAGAGGCGCCUUGUCUUAAAAUAUGGGAAAAUCUCUACGUUAAGAAUCUAUCUGCGAGUGCAUCUCUUCUUAUUUACAUCGAGCAACAUUGGCGAAGCAUAUCUAACAAAAUUAAUGUCAAAGUUCUCAAAGAAUUGUUAAAAACAUUCACGGGGAUUAACGAAGACCUUGAGAAAACGCCGAAAAAGAAUAUUGAUGGCUUAGCGGAAUGCAUUAAUGGAAUUAAGCGGCUGAACAAUAAAAUGGCCGGCGGCAAGAAAAAAGGAAGAUCAAGCUGUAGAUUCUUCUCUUAUACAGCAUUGCUUCUGAUUGGUACAUUUAUUUUUAUUGAUGUGAAGCAAAAUGGUGGCUGGAGCAACUCUUGUACAUCUAAAGCUUUGAACAGAACUGGUGUAUAUGAUUACACACACAAAGCUUACGAUUGUGCAUCAGAGUGUACACAUUGGGUUCACAACCACAUUGAGGAGACAUUCCCUGGGAUCACUGAAAGUACCAUUAAGCAUACUACUCCUUAUGUUGAGUUAGGGCGUGAUCUUGGUAUUAUUGGUAUGAAUGUUUUUAACAAUGCAAAGGAAGCAGCUGCAUCAAGAUUGCCAAUUGUGGUGGACACUAUUGAGUCUUAUGCUCCUGGUUUGAUUGGGAAAACUCAAGAAGUUGCUAAAACUGCAUGGGCUACUUCAGUAACUUAUUUUGAGAAUGGCAGAGAAUAUCUUCUGACUAAAGUUUUUGUUGGUAAGCUUGCACCUGAGGAAAUCCUGAAAACUAUCACCGCCACCGUGCAACUGGGCACCGAGAAAGCACAGGAAUAUUAUAGCUGGCUCUAUAACAAAAUCAUGACUGCUAUCAAGUGAUUUAAAACUAAGGUUUAGGUAGCAUUUACAUACUAUUAUAUACAUAAAUAUUUUAUACUUCUUUCGUCUGUGACUUCACUUAUUUGUAAUAAUAUCAUAUGCGCCUGAUUCGUUGAAUUAUGUGUUAUCAAUUGUUUUUAUCUUCGUCGAUCAUUCCAACGCCAUUUAUUUGUGUACGAAAGUAUUUGUUGUUACAAUAGAAUUAUUUUAUACUGGGA
This is a messenger RNA of Dalotia coriaria, 2381 nucleotides long. It is a transcript of the gene Tmem214, whose product is annotated as Transmembrane protein 214. The transcript is spliced from 9 exons. The record is from RefSeq and is a predicted model, not a curated record. NCBI's taxonomy places the organism in Eukaryota, Metazoa, Arthropoda, Insecta, Coleoptera, Staphylinidae. Gene Ontology annotation, cellular component: Golgi apparatus; endoplasmic reticulum. The coding region runs from base 184 to 2163 and encodes 659 amino acids.